GUUCCAGAUUGACAUCCCCUUGACAUGGGUAUUCUGUCAUCAGCGCCAUUUCCGAAUUUCCGAUUCACUUUUUUGACACAAUUUUGUAUUGCGUAACACCGGCUAAAUAAGUGAUAACUUGAUAAUUCAAUCUUAAGUCAAUUUGCGCCGAUACUUUUGUGCAGUUAUUUACUUUUUACCCUGUAAAAAUGUUCUCCACCGGUCCAAUACGUAAUCUCAUCCGUGUAACCACUGCAUGCCGGCAGGCGCACACUCUACCAGAUCUUCCCUAUGGGUAUGAUGCAUUGGAGCCCAUUAUUAGCCGGGACAUUAUGAUUCUGCACCAUUCUAAGCAUCAUGCAACUUAUGUUAACAAUCUAAAUGUUGCUGAAAAGAAGCUUGUCAGUGCUCAGAGUAAAGGCGACGUUGACACCAUAAUCAAUCUGGGCCCAGCCAUCAAAUUCAAUGGUGGUGGUCACAUUAACCACACCAUUUUUUGGCAGAACCUUUCUCCGAAUGGCGGUGUACCCGAUGAACUAUUCACCAAUGCUGUUCAAAAUGCUUUUUGUAAUAUGGAAACAAUGAAGUCGAAGUUGUCAGCAGCGGCUGUGGGGGUGCAGGGUUCUGGAUGGGCUUGGCUUGGGUACAACAAAGAUACACAAUCGUUGCAGAUCGCUACGUGUGCUAAUCAGGAUCCGCUACAAGCUACCACAGGCUUGGUUCCGCUACUUGGUAUUGACGUAUGGGAGCACGCCUACUAUCUGCAAUACAAAAAUGUCCGUGCUGACUACGUAAAGGCCAUCUUCGACAUUGUCAACUGGGCAGACGUUUGCCGCAGAUACCAGGAGGUUGAUUGCCAAAAAUAACUUAUCAAAAAUUUUGACCACAAUCUCAGCAUUAACUGUUUAGAAUAGUUAACGCUUUCAAACACUCAGAUUCAUUAUAGUAAACGGCGCUGUUAUAUUUGUUAUUAAUAUUUUAAGUUUAAAAUUUACAUUUUACUCUAUUCCUUGUUUUCACUUUGCAAACCUUUCUCUUCCUC
Hyposmocoma kahamanoa is the source of this 1021-nucleotide messenger RNA. It is a transcript of the gene Sod2, whose product is annotated as superoxide dismutase [Mn], mitochondrial. The record is from RefSeq and is a predicted model, not a curated record. Gene Ontology annotation, biological process: superoxide metabolic process. Gene Ontology annotation, molecular function: metal ion binding; superoxide dismutase activity. Bases 189 to 845 code for a protein of 218 amino acids. Lineage: Eukaryota; Metazoa; Arthropoda; Insecta; Lepidoptera; Cosmopterigidae. Gene Ontology annotation, cellular component: mitochondrion. The transcript has 5 exons.